Molecule: messenger RNA, 3570 nt
Organism: Paramacrobiotus metropolitanus
Lineage: Eukaryota; Metazoa; Tardigrada; Eutardigrada; Parachela; Macrobiotidae
Product: serine/threonine-protein phosphatase 2A 56 kDa regulatory subunit gamma isoform-like
Exons: 12
Coding region: 996-3131 (711 amino acids)
Biological process (GO): protein dephosphorylation; signal transduction
Cellular component (GO): nucleus; cytosol; protein phosphatase type 2A complex
Molecular function (GO): protein phosphatase activator activity
Source: RefSeq, a predicted model, not a curated record
AUAAUGUAACGGCUAAGUUACUGACAGCCGGCAUGCGACGCAGCAGCAACAAUGUAUACACUUCAGUCUAAAUGUAUGUACAAUUGCGCUCCAUGGACUGGAUAUGCAUAUGACAGUAUGCAUGGUGGAUGUGCGAAUGUGUUGUAUGUACAAUAUAUGUAUGCCGCUGCUGCAACUCUUCGAUCUCCUUUCAAUUCAAUCCGGUCGUCUCGCAUGGCGGCUUUGUCAGUGUGCUCAAGCUACAUUUUAAAUUGACUCAUUUUUCAUUCGUCUUCAUCUAAUUAGGCAGGAUCCUUGUGUAUAUGCGCCGGUCUGUGUAGGGUGAUGUUGCAUCGUACUCACACAGUACAUCGUCGAGAUUCCAAUUGCACACUAUUUUGCCAUACCCAGCCCAAAUAAUCAAAUAGCCCCACAUAUACAGUCUAUACACAGACACGCAUUCAGGAAAUGCCAGUCAAGCGAUCGGAGAUUUUUUGAUCCUACGCCUUAAAUACAACCGUUUUAUCGAACUACUGCAUAUCGCUCAAUCCGCCCGGGCGCCGUCUUUUGUACUGGUUCCGGGGAAGAAAUCGCGGGAUUUAAAUACAGCAUUAUUCCCGAAUUAUUUAACGCGCGUCGGUACGUCAAGUCAUCCGUAUAUACUGCCGCCGCAAUCGCGGGUCGAGAGUUUUCGGGAAAGUCAGAAUUGAUGAGAUAUGUUGUGUAUCUGCGGUUGAGACAUUUUUAAUGUUUACGGCAAGAGAUUGACAUUCGCCAACAUGACAUUCAACACCGUGCAGCGUCGGCAUUACAUCACUGCUCCACUUGGCAUGCUCAACAUUAUAUUGUGCAUAAUUGUAUUUGAUUAAGGCAACGCGGCGUUGUCCAUCACGUUUUCGUGUACCGGCUACAUCCAGCAUUUUCCCGUAAUUAUAUAUAAUUAUCUCACAGGAAGGUGAGGGUUGUUGUGCUGGGAAAAUUAUCAUUCCAGAGUCAACAUUUGUGCAUCUAUACCCAUGCAACCCAGUCGAUGGUUCAAGAAAAGUUCGGAGGACAAAAGCCAAGUGCCGUCGGGCGCCUCACCGCUGAGCACGCGUGAUCCCAACACAGCGGAGAACCAACGCUCUCCGACGACCAACACGCUGCAGAUGGCUCCCGCGCUGUCCAACAGCAGCAACAAUACCAACACCAACAAUGCAUCCGGUACAAUCAAUAUUCCCGUGACGCAUACGUCCACGGCGGGUCUGUCCAAGUCGCCCAAUAAUGGCCCACCGCCGCCACUGCAGCCCAAACCCAACAGCAAAGGGACUGCUGCUGCUGCCACAGGGCCGCACAACAAUGAGAAGGAGAAUGGGUUUAAAGUGAUAAUUAACCACACGAACGUAACGAAUCCCUCCGAGCGACAUUUGGAGAUGCUGCCCAAGUUGAAGGACACGGCUGAUCCACUGGAAAAGGAGCAGCUUUUCAUUCAAAAACUCCGCCAGUGCUGCGUUAUCUUCGAUUUCACCGAUCCACUCAGUGAUAUCCAGUACAAGGAUAUCAAAAGGAACGCCCUGCAAGAAAUGAUUGAUUACACAUCCACGAACCGCAACGUCCUCACGGAAGCCAUCUAUCCCGAAAUGUUCAACAUGAUAAGUGUUAAUCUGUUCCGGACUUUACCGCCAUCUGCCAAUCCCAUCGGUGCUGAAUUCGACCCGGAAGAAGACGAGCCGACACUGGAAGCGUCGUGGCCGCAUCUGCAGCUAGUCUAUCAAGUGUUCCUCCGCUUUCUGGAAUCUCAGGACUUUCAGGCCAAUCUGGCCAAGAAGUACUUGGACCAUGCCUUCAUCAUCAGUCUCCUCGAUCUCUUUGACAGUGAAGAUCCACGGGAGCGCGAUCUCCUCAAGACCAUUCUCCAUCGUAUCUACGGCAAAUUUCUCAUGCUCCGUGCUUUCAUACGCAAACAGAUUAAUAAUGCAUUUUAUCGAUUUAUCUAUGAAACGGGUCGGUAUAAUGGUGUUGGCGAGUUAUUGGAGAUACUUGGCAGCAUUAUUAAUGGCUUUGCGUUACCGCUCAAAGAAGAACAUAAGAUUUUUCUGGUUAAAGUCCUCUUGCCUCUUCAUAAAGUCCAGUCACUGGGAGUCUUUCAUCCUUGUCUCGCCUACUGUGUAGUGCAGUUCCUGGAAAAAGAUGCCAGUUUAACGCAACAGGUGGUUAGGGGAUUAUUAAAGUUUUGGCCGCGCACGGAUAGUCCCAAGGAGGUUAUGUUUCUCAAUGAGAUGGAGGAGAUUUUAGAUGUGAUAGAACCGAGUGAGUUCCAAAAGAUCAUGAUUCCUUUAUUCCAACAGCUGGCGCGGUGCAUUGGCAGCUCCCAUUUUCAGGUGGCCGAACGGGCGUUGUAUUACUGGAAUAAUGAUUAUAUUUUAAAUCUUAUGCGGGAUAAUGCUCAGGUCUUGUUGCCGCUAGUGUUCCCUGCACUGUACCGAAACAGCAAAACGCACUGGAAUAAAACGAUUCACGGUUUGAUAUACAACGCCCUGAAAUUAUUCAUGGAGAUGAAUCAAAAGCUGUUCGAUGAUUGUUUCAAGCAAUACAAAAUUGCAAAAGCUAUGGAAAGAGAACGAAUGCGUGAGCGAAAAGUCGCAUGGACGAAAAUUCAUCGAAAAGCAUCUUGCAAUCCCGCUUUUGCACAACUGGCUAAAGAUUUCAAUCUGGAUUUGGACUUCUUGGAUGAAGCGUAUUUCGGAAGUGAUACUGACGCUACCGGUGUGGAAGAUGAACGUUUUGAAAUGUCGGAGCAGCCCAAGAAGGAGAAUCCGGCUGUACUGUCCGUAUCGGAAGCCAUUAAACAGUCACUUCGAAUCGAGGAGAAAAAAGACAACACUCGGCGCACUGAUCGGCCACUUAUCCGGCGGAAAUCAGAGUUACCCCAUGACGAAACAACCGCACGCAUGAUUGAAGAUCAUAAAAAGAAUGAAAUUAUCCCUGCCCCCGCCAUUGCUGCCCAUGCCAUACCGGCUGCCCCCGCUCCCAUCCCCGUGGCUACCGAUGCUCUAACCACCCUGAGCGCCCCCGAGCCGGUUGCUAACACCACCCGCGACCAACCCGCCCGCCCCACUUCCAAAUCCACAGUCCCACCGGUGGCCGCUAGUGCUGGUAAAAAGAAACGCUAAGCUAACCACCCGAUUCAGCGCAACACACAUUUUUCACUGCUCUUUGUUGGCAAUGGCAUUGUACUCUCUCCCCAUAUUAUAGCGGUUCAUGUCAUAAUCUCCGAUGCGUUAUAUUUCCGGGUCAUGAUAGCUGAUGUUAGUAAUAAUGUGGUAAAGAAUUGGCCGUAUUAGGUGUAUGGAUGACUGUUUUAAUUUAAUUUCCACUGGCUGUCGCGAGAAAGUUCCAGUUUAGGAUUAAAUGAAAGUGCAGCGCUAGUGAGUAAUCUGGGUGCGAUGGAGAAAAUAUCAGAUUUGAAUAAUUCAGGACGAAGCACAUGACUUGGCCUUAUUUAGAAUUUUUUUAACAUGAACCUGUUCUGUUUGGUUUGGUAAAGCAGAGUUUCAUUUUUUGUGCAGCAUAUCCAGCGCUACUGUUUCACUGUUCGUUUUUAUUUUGGUU